AUGGCCCCGGGAGAGGUGGUAGAGACGGCAAAGCACGUGUGCAGGUACCCAGGGCAGCGGCUGAGCUGGUGGCAGGCCCAGCAGGCCUGUGAACAGCGCUUCGGCCACCUGCUCCUGGGAGCCCCGGAAGGAAUUCUUGCCCCGUGGCUGCGCGACCCGCUCUGGGCGGCCCAAAGACAGGCUUCUCAGCAGAGACCGCCACUGAGGCGUGAGUGUGGGGACCGGGGUGUCGUGGCCGCCCGAGGCGUGCUCCUGGCUGCGGCGCUGGCCUUUCGGGAGCGCUCGGCGGAGCGCGCGGCACGGCUGAGGCUGCGGCUGCCCGCGCUGUCGGCGCUGACCGCGUGCGCGCACGUGCAGUGGGACGCGACCUCUCCGGCCGCCGCCGCGCUCUUCUCCAUCGCCACGCCCGCGCUGCCCAACGCGCUGCAGGUGCGAGUCGUGGCGGAGCCCGGCGGGGCCGUCCGCGCCGCGCUGGUUGUGCGCGGCCAUCACGCGCCCUUCCGCGCCAUCUCCAGCGCCGACGGCCGCUGGCACCACGUGUGCGCCACGUGGGAGCAGCGCGGUGGGCGCUGGACGCUGUUCGCAGACGGGAGGCUGCGCGCCGGGGCGCGGGGGCUGGCAGCGGGCCGCCCAGUGCCGUCCGGCGGCGUCCUAGUGCUGGGCCAGGAUCAGGACUCGCUGGGCGGCGGCUUCUCGGCGCAGGAUGCAUUCAGCGGCAACCUCACGGACUUCCACCUGUGGACCCGGGCACUGGGCCCCACACAGCUGCUCCGGGUGCGGGCCUGCGCGCUGCCACCCGGUGGCCUGCUUUUCCGCUGGGACCCUGCCGCGCUGGACGUCACACCCUCGCUGCUGCCUUUGGUGCCGGUGCACUUGCUGUGUCCCGGAGCCUCAGAGGAGUGCCCCACGUGGGACCCCAAAACGCUCACCGAGCACUGGGAGCUGUGCCUACAUCCGCUGCCCUUCCUCUGCUGCUAUGGGGCAGAGCCCCACCGGCAGCUGCAGGCCACCCGGUCGUGGCCCGGCCAGGACUUUAUCAGCCGUGUCAACGUCUUGGCCAAUGCCACUGUGCUCCUCCCAGACCCCCUCUCUGGGACCCACGAGGCCCUGUCCCUGGUCGAGGUCUCCAACUUCCUGGGCAUCCUGGAGGGAGUCCUGGCAGAGGAGGCAGCUCCACUGGGGCCAGCUGCGCUGCUAGCCAUUGUGCAGUUCCUGAGGGCCAUGGCAGCCCUUGGGGCCGGCGUGUCGGAGCCCACGCAGGAGCCCUGGGAGCAGCUGGGCCAUGGCAUGGUGGCUGUGGCCAGCCGAGUCCUGGAGGAGCGCCAGGCCAGUGCGUGGCUGUCCAUUAGCGAGGUGGUGGGCAGUCCCAUGGCCCUGGUGGCAAGUGUGCAGCACAUGGCGCCCCAGCUGAGCUCUUUGCUGACCCCUGAGCAGCCCUGGCUACGCAUCCGGCACCGCCAUGCUGGCCUGGAGGUACGGCACCUGCAGCUGGGGGCGGCCAGUGCCAGGGACUACAUCUUCACGGUGCCCAGGGGGCACCCCGAGGGCCCAGGACACAUUUGCAUCCCAGUGGGUGAAGUGAGGCAGCUCCUCGAGGAAGGCCUCUCCGGGGUCACUGUGAUCCACAGCUGGUUCUCCUCAAGCGUCUUCCAGCUCACCCUCAGAGAGUCUGGCCCAGAGCCCCUGGCCCCUGCCAACUCGGAGCAGGCGAACAGGGUGCAGAGGUUCCUGAGCACCCGGGUGGGCUCUGCAGUCAUUUCCUCUGAGAUACGUGAUGCUGCUGGGGAGGUCAGCACGGCCGUGACCUUUCACCUGCAGCACCAGACCUCCCCGCAGAGGCUGGUGGAGCCUGUGUGUGCUUUCUGGAACUUCAGGGGCUCCUGGGCCACCACGGGCUGCUCUGUGACGGCCAAGUACCCAGCCUCCACCGCCUGCUUCUGCAACCACAGCACCAACUUCGCUGUCCUGCUGCAGGUGCGUGACCUGCAGAGAGACCCUGAGGAGGAAUCGCUGCUGAGGACACUGUCAUUCGUGGGGUGUGGUGUGUCCUUCUGUGCUCUUGCCACCACCUUCCUGCUCUUCCUGGUAGCGGGAGUCCCCAUGUCGGAGCGGACCAUGGUGCACAAGAACCUGACCUUCUCCCUGGCCUUGGCCGAGGGCUUUCUCAUGGCCAGCGAGUGGGCGAGGGCCAGUAAGGUGGCGUGUGUGGCUGUCACGGCCACCAUGCACCUGCUCUUCUUGGUGGCUUUCUCUUGGAUGCUGGUGGAGGGUCUGCUGCUUUGGAACAAGGUGGUGGCCGUGAGCAUGCGCCCUGGCCCCAGCAUGAGGUUCUGCUACGCCAUGGGCUGGGGUGCGCCUGUCCUCAUUGUGGCUGCUACCCUAGCCACGUUGCCCCGUGACUACGUGGCCCCUGACCACUGCUGGCUCAACGUGCACACCAGAGCCAUCUGGGCCUUCGUGGGGCCUGUGCUGUUCGUGCUGACCGCCAACGCUGGCAUCCUGGCACGCGUGGUGGUGGUCACUGUGUCCAGCGCCCGCCGCCGUGCCCACACACUGAGCCCGCAGCCCCGCCUGCCGCGACAAAUCUGGAUCCAGAUCUGGUAAGUGGAACCCAGUGGGUGGCCUGUGCCUGGUGACCCCCAUGUUGCUUCAGCCUCCCCCUCAACCAGCCUCCCUGACACACACAGGGCCACUGUGAAGCCGGUGCUGGUGCUGCUGCCUGUCCUGGGCCUGACCUGGCUGGUGGGCAUCCUGGUACACCUUAGCCCGGCCUGGGCCUAUGCCGCCGUAGGCCUCAAUUCCUUCCAGGGGCCUUACAUCUUCCUGGUCUACUCCGCUUACAAUGUGGAGGUGCGGAGUGCCCUGCAAAGAACAGUGGAGAAGGCAAUGGCAGCCGAGGCGCCCCUGGUGCCACUGGGCAUGGCGGGAGGCUGCAGGACCCGCGGCCCCACAAUGUCCACAGCCUUCUCCUCCAUCACCGAACCCCAGAAACCGGCUGUGGAGCUAACGGCAUUCAAGGCUUCAGGUAAUGCUGGCAUCUUAAGGGGUCCCCCUUUCCCACUGGACAACCCCCUCAGCCCACCCACUGUACCUGGCUCGCUGGCAGCCCUCUCUCAGGCCAAGGUUCGUCCACCCUAA
Molecule: messenger RNA, 3138 nt
Organism: Ochotona curzoniae (black-lipped pika)
Lineage: Eukaryota; Metazoa; Chordata; Mammalia; Lagomorpha; Ochotonidae
Gene: ADGRD2
Product: adhesion G protein-coupled receptor D2
Exons: 21
Biological process (GO): cell surface receptor signaling pathway; adenylate cyclase-activating G protein-coupled receptor signaling pathway
Cellular component (GO): membrane
Molecular function (GO): G protein-coupled receptor activity
Source: RefSeq, a predicted model, not a curated record